Molecule: messenger RNA, 746 nt
Organism: Symbiodinium natans
Lineage: Eukaryota; Dinophyceae; Suessiales; Symbiodiniaceae
Source: the annotation of a GenBank genome assembly
AUGUCGACCGCGCUCGGAGGCGCGGUGGCCACGGUCAUGCCCGUGCAGACUGGGGCGAACAUCCUUGGUAACAUGUUCUGGCAGACCAUCCUGGGCAUGAAAUACUACAACAAGAGCAUGCGCGUUGGCACCCUUGUGCUGGUUCUCUCCGUGGCAGAGCUGUCAGAAAUUGGCCCGAAUGAGCCAGCCGAGCUCCCGGUGCUGGAGCUCAUGUCAGAACCUAUCGCUAUUGCUUGGACCGUGUUUCUGGCUUUGAGCACGUUGGUAGCGGUAUAUGGGACAUACAAAACCUACCGCUACCCAAUCGACUCGACCGCGAAGCUUCUGUGCUUCGUGUCCGUGGUGACGCUGACCACCGUGAUCGGGGCCUCAGUCGGAAAGUUCUUCCUGUUGGUGAAGGGUGCGGCCCUCGCCUGUGUGAUUUGCCUGUACUUUUUGGAUGGAGUUUUCUGCAUGACGUUCACGGUGCUGGCCAACGCCCAGUGCGACGUGGCAAUCUAUGUCCCUGCACAGCUGUCGUCCCAACUGAUCGUCAACAUGCUCACAGGAUACUUGGUUUGGGGCGACUCCAAGUAUGUGGAGCACCCAACUGCCUACCUCCUUGUCUACGGCCUUUGCAUCAUGGGCGUUUACCUGAACAGCGAGAUGGACAUCAUCGGUGACUGGACGAGAUCUUACAGCAUCCGGAACUCCAUGCUCUCGGAGGGCCGGGCCUACAGCCGCUUUGGCCACUCCGUGCUCACAUU